Molecule: messenger RNA, 1776 nt
Organism: Alligator sinensis (Chinese alligator)
Lineage: Eukaryota; Metazoa; Chordata; Crocodylia; Alligatoridae
Gene: CUNH7orf25
Product: chromosome unknown C7orf25 homolog
Exons: 2
Coding region: 185-1453 (422 amino acids)
Source: RefSeq, a predicted model, not a curated record
GAGGCGCUCCCGGGGCUGGGCGAGACGACGUCAGGGGGCGCUGCAGGCCUGGCCUGGAAGUCUCGCGAGAGCCCGAGCGCGCGGCGGGUGACGUAAAGCUGCCGCGGCGCGCGCAGAGCCCUGUGGUUGCCCGGGAGCAGUGAGUAGUUCCCCGCGCCUCCCCGUACGGAAUAAUGUUACCAACAUGUCUCUGCAUUCGCUGCUUUGUGACAGAAUCUCUGUUGCUAAGGAAUUAAUAAAAAGAGCAGAAGCCCUUUCCAGGUCAUACAAAGGAGGUAUAGAAGGUGGAGCAAAGCUCUGCAGCAAACUGAAGGCCGAAUUAAAAUUCUUGCUCAAGGUAGAAGCAGGAAAGGUGGCCAUUAAGGAAUCCCAUCUACAGAGCACAAAUCUCACGCACCUCCAAGCCAUUAUUGAGUCGGCAGAGAACCUGGAAGAUGUCGUCAGUAUUCUCCACGUCUUUGCCUAUGAAGACAAGUUUGGUGAAAAGCAGAUGCUGGUGGUAGAUGUUGUUGCAAAUGGCGGUCACACCUGGGUGAAAGCAAUUGGUCGAAAAGCUGAAGCUCUGCACAACAUUUGGCUGGGCAGGGGCCAAUAUGGCGACAAAAGCAUUAUUGAACAGGCAGAGGAUUUCCUGCAAGCCAGCCGCCAGCAACCAGUUCAGUACAGCAACCCGCAUAUUAUCUUUGCUUUUUACAACAGUGUGUCCAGUCCUAUGGCAGAGAGGCUCAAAGAAAUGGGUAUAUCUGUGCGGGGAGACAUAGUUGCUGUUAAUUCUUUGGUAGAAACCUCAAAUGAAAACAGACACUUAAGUGCCAGUGAAUCUGAUGAAGAAAGCCCUGAGCUGCUGCAGGUGACCAGUGUAGAUCGAGAGAACUUAGUAGCCAGCAUUGCUUUUCCUACAGCGAUCAAAGUAGAUGUGUGCAAUAGGGUUAAUUUGGACAUCACCACUUUAAUUACCUAUGUAUCUGCGCUUAGCUAUGGUGGCUGCUAUUUCAUCUUUAGAGAGAAGGUGUUAACAGAGCAGGCAGCACAGGAAAGGAAAGAGGGAGUCCUGCCUCAGCUGGAGGAUUUCAUGAAAGGAAAGGAGCUGUUUGCUUGUGAAUCUGCAGUCAAAGAUUUUCAAUCCAUCUUGGAAACUUUAGGUGGACCAGGGGAGAAAGAACGAGCCAUGUUGCUAAUUAGGAGAGUUAACGUGGUGCCAGACCAGCCAUCUGAUCGUGCCUUAAGACUAGUGGCUAGUUCUAAAAUCAAUAGCCGCUCACUAACCAUCUUUGGGACAGGAGACACUUUAAAAGCCAUCACAGUGACCGCGAACAGCGGUUUUGUUAGGGCAGCAGCUAAUCAAGGAGUCAAGUUUAGUGUAUUUAUCCAUCAGCCAAGAGCACUGACAGAAAGCAAGGAGUCUGUUGCCACACCUUUACCAAAGAAUUGUACAGCAGGUUGUGGGCUUUGACGAAGCCACCUAAUUAAUUAUGGUCUUUAAGAUAAAUGAUUUAUGCUGGUGGGUGUAUUUUCUGUUACAAUAGCUGAUUAAACCUGCUGCAGGAAGAAGCUAUGAAGUAGAACUGUUAAAACAAUACACUUUUUUUUCAUGUGCAUCAGUCAGAAUAUUAACUGUAAUUGCUUGAGAAAUACAGUUCCUUAAAGGACUUGUAUCCUCUAUAAAUGUAAUUUUUGUUUUCAAUUCAAUAGGUCUAAUUUAUUCACUAGGAUAAUGGCAUUUCAAUGAAGAAUGUUAACUGUGUUCUACCUUAUUAAAAUAUUCAGUUUAAAGCA